CUGGGUUGUGGGUUUUUUUUUUUCCUUUUUUUUGUUUUUAAAUACUUCUAUAAUUUGAUAAUGAAAAACAGCUGAGGUAAAGGGUAGCUGGGGGUGUAGGGGGAAAAAAAAAAAAACCAAACCCAUCUUUUUCUAGUACUUCCCUCAGGGGAAAAUUUUUGUCAAUCAGCAGACAGAAUUUUUUCUGUAAACACUCUCAUUUCAGGCGCUUUGGGUCAUGCUCAUAUAAGAUUAAUCCUCCCUGAGGUGCUUGAGUCACUGUUUUGGGUCUUUUUGGUUUUGUUUCCCCCCAAAGUUUCAAAAUUCUUACUUGAUUCUGAAUGAGAAUAAAGAAGUUUUAGAAUAGUCAAAGUGUUAAAAGACCCUGAAAAAUAAUUCUGGGGUUUACAUCCAGUUUAGACACAUCCGCAAAAUAUUUAUUAAUCUCUGCUUUCCCUUCGACAAUUCCCUAUUUUACUUCUCCUGACUGUUCCUCCCAUCUUCAUCAUCCUCUUGGUGCUCAAUAGAGUCAAAAAGGGACUUUUGGGUCUUUUCCAUCAUCUCUACCCAGCCAGGGACUGAGAUUUUUGAGGAUUUUUGAUUUUUUUUUUUAUUUGUUGAUUUUUUUUUAUUUCUCUUUUUAAAAAUUAUUUGGCAUAUUUGCUUCCUGACUUAGUCUCUAACAUUAUUUUUGCAUGAGGAGGAGGAAAAGGGGAAAGGAAGGUUCGCCCCAUGAUUUUUGGCUCAUGUGAUAGAUGAGGACAAAGAGGGGGGAGCUAAAAAGAGAAAUGGGGGAAGUCCCACGGGGUGAAAAAGCUGAGAUUUUUUUUUUUAGGUAAAACCUUUAGGAAACAGAAUUUUCUUUGCUCGUGGAAGGGGAAAGAGCAUGUUCUGGAUCACAAGACCCAGAGAUGGAGGAACCGUGACUCAGACCAUUUGCAAGACCCAAAGUAUCUCAGUUUAGGUGGAGAAAGAAGUCCACUGAGAUUUAAUAACAAAGUAGAACACAGACAUUAAAACAUAAUUUUAAUUAUGGUGCAUUUCAGAGCAGGAGUUUACAGCUGGAAUUUGGGAGGAGACAAGGUCCCCCUGCUAAGGAAUAGUUCCCAAAAGUAAAAAAAAAAAAAUAUCAUUUUAUUCCAUGUGGAGAAGAAUUUUUGAUGUUUCUCACCCAAAAUGACAGCAAGUCCACCUGGCAAGGGGACGAGACUGACCUCUUGUCCUUUGGGCAUCAAACGAUGCCUGUCCUGUAGGAAGGCUCUUCCCAAAGAUGCCUUUGAUGCGCAUCACCCAAGUGCUCAGAUGAGGAGCUCCACGAUGGCCCAAUAUGGGGAGAUUGCAUUAAAAAUCCCCUUCAUCCUCAAGAAAAAGGAAGGAAAAAAAACAUCUUUUGGGCCAACAGCCUGGACCUGGAGCCUGUUUCUCCCCUCGGUAACCCCUGUAAAGGCGUUGAAGGUCUCUUCUCCUGCAGGUUACAGCCUUGAGAUGAAGCCGGAGGCGCGUGUUGCCUGUCAGGUGACCAUGGCAGUGCUGUUCAUAGCUCUGCUCGUCACGGCCAUCACUUUUGCAGUGCAGGCUUUUCAGCCUCGACCCCAAACCUGUUUUCGGUGUCCGUUCGACUGGAUUGGGUACAGAGGAAAAUGCUACCAUUUUUUGGAGGCUGAGGGGAACUGGACAUCCAGCCAGGACAACUGCUCAGCACUUGGUGCUUCCUUGGCUAUGCUCGACAGCAUGGAGGACUUGAGCUUCGUGAUGAGAUAUAAAGGGAUCUCGGAGCAUUGGAUCGGCCUUUCACGGGAAGAUGAGGAGCAGCCGUGGAAAUGGGUGAACCACUCGCAUUUAUCUCACCCGUUUCGGAUCCACGGCGGUGGCCUCUGUGCCUUCCUGAGCGACAGCGGGCUCGACUCGUCCCAUUGCAGCGCCCGGAGGAGCUGGGUUUGCAACAAGCCCGAGCUGCAGAGCCCAAGCAAGGGCAACGCCACGAGACGGGCUCAAAACCUUUGCGUCAGCUCCUAGGAAGCGCUCCUCAACCCCAAAUACGCGGUGCACGACACAAAACCAAAAGAAAACCUAAAAUAAAAACCCCCACAAACUGGGGACAGGGCGGGAAGAAGUCUGUUGCCCAAAGUUACUCAGUAAAAUCCAAAGUUGAUGUGUUUGUGUUUUCACAUGCGGUGAUGACUGAUAACCACGCCGCAAUGAAAUGUCACAGCAAGAGCAAAAGCGAAACCACAGUUCUACCCGUAACCCGGGGAAGGACGUCUGGCAGCAGAAGCUUGACAAGAUGUCUGCAGCAUUGCAUGAUGCAACCAGAAAAACGGAAGGACGCCGUAGGAUUUUAGCUCUUCCCACUUUUUGUGGAGUUAAAGCAGCAAGCUUCAGGCUGAGAAAAGCUUCCCGACACCUCACAAGUAUGUGGAAAUGCUGCAAGGAUGGACAACGCUGCAGGACAUCCCAGAAUUUACUGCUCUCAUCUGUGGGAAACUUGAAGACACAAAAGCAACCGCGUGAACCCGUGACCACGUGUGUCUGUAUCAAGAGCAAGACGAAGAGAUUUCCACACAUCAAAAAUCAGAUUAUUCUCUCCACGGACACAGUUCUGAGAGUGGGGUGGCACCAGGAUUGGGGAGGAUCUGCCAAGUUGAGGUUGGAGAGAGAGAGGGAGACGUCUUCACCUGAAUGUGAAGAUGAGGUUAGAGAUAAAAAAACCCACAAGGUUUUUGAAGAAAAGGAGGACUAAAAGAAAAGAUUUUUCACAUUUUCGUGGAACGUUGUGUCCUUGGAAGACUUCCGAGCAUCUCAUCUUGACGAAAGCUGACGUGUGCGCAUGGACAACCGCGUCCAGGGAAGACUUUUUUGAUGAGCACCUCAACUCGGGGACUGUCGGUGAAGGUGGAAACGUGAGGGCAGUGGGAUUUUAGCAGCACUUUCACUUUUGGCAAUAUUUAGCAGCAAGAGCUAAAGGACCCAGCUUUUUCCCAGGAUUGAUGAAAUCCUUUGUUUUCUCCUCUUUUAGCGAUUCGGUGAUCGUUGUCUCCUCUUUGCGGCAAGGGACCUCGCACCGCGUGCGCUUGUGCUUCAAUUCAGAAUUUUUUUUUUUUUUGGUGCUUCUCAGACCCAUUCUGCCUGCAAAAGUGUUGGAAAAUGGGACGUUAAUUUAUUAUAUUGUGCGUUUAGCUUAGGUGACUUCACUUGCAUUUCCAUGGAGUUGUACAUGUCCCACCCUUUCCUUAUUUAAGGGCAAACACUAAAAAAUGAGAAAAGAAAGUGCCUAGAAUUACAUUUAAUAUGUGUAUAUUAAAUUAACUAAUUAAAUCUCUGCUGUUAAUGAGGAAAUACCGAGUGUUUAUUGGCCUCUCUGAGAAAAAGAGUAAAGAAAAGGAACCUGAUUUUUGGGGAGAUCUUUCCACGUGCCUUGAACCCGCAGGAUUCACCCCUGCGGGAUCGAUCAGAUGGAGGUGGAAUAGCUGCAAUAAAAACACCGAGUGUAGGAUUUCCCCAGAAAUUUCCAAAAAUCAAUGGACAAAUUAGGCAAAACUUUGCCCUUUUGUAUUAUUUUUUUUAAUGUGUUUUGUGCUUUCUCUGUUUUUCUGUGUCAUUGCACCCCGGAGCUUCUUUUAGCAUCACUGAGCUCUCUGGGCAUCCAAAAAGCAAAUUAUUUUUUAAAGAU
Messenger RNA from Grus americana (Whooping crane), 3649 nucleotides. RefSeq names its product C-type lectin domain family 2 member E-like. Bases 1156 to 1995 code for a protein of 279 amino acids. Lineage: Eukaryota; Metazoa; Chordata; Aves; Gruiformes; Gruidae. The record is from RefSeq and is a predicted model, not a curated record. The transcript has 4 exons.